CCCCAGCUCGGCUCCCCUGAGCCCCGCCAGACCCCGCUCCGCCCGCGCCCCGCUCCGCUGCCCAGGCGCCCGCUGCCCAGGCUCCCGCAGGCCCGGAGUCGGCCCCGCUGCACCCUCCCCGGGGGCCAUGGGGGCGCCCCCGGGCUACCGACCCUCGGCUUGGGUGCAUCUGCUGCACCAGCUGCCCCGCGCCGACUUCCAGCUCCGCCCGGUGCCCAGCGGUUUCGCGCCCCAAGAGCAGGAGUACCAGCAGGCCCUGUUGCUGGUGGCAGCCCUGGCAGGCCUGGGCUUGGGCCUGAGCCUCAUUGUCAUUGCUGUCUACCUCAUCCGCUUCUGCUGCCGGCCCCCGGAGCCCCCCGGGGCCAAGAGCGCCACCCCCGGGGGAGGCUGCGUCACCUGGAGCUGCAUUGCUGCCCUUCUCGUCAGCUGCGCCGGCAUUGGCAUCGGUUUCUAUGGCAACAGCGAGACCAGUGACGGAGUGUCCCAGCUGAGCUCUGCCUUGCUGCACGCCAACAACACACUGAGCGCCAUAGACCACCUGGUCUUGGAGAUGGUGGAGAGGCUGGGCGGGGCCGUGAGGACAGAGCUGACCACUCUGGAGGAAGUGUUCACGCAGCGCACAGAGCUGGUGGCUGCCGCCCGAGGGGCUCGGCGGCAGGCGGAGGCGGUGGCCCAGCAGCUACAGGGGCUGGCCUUCUGGCGGGGAGUGCCCCUGAGUCCCCUGCAGGUGGCCGAAGAUGUGUCCUUUGUGGAGGAGUACAGGUGGCUGGCCUAUGUCCUCCUGCUGCUCCUGGAGCUCCUGGUGUGUCUCUUCACCCUCCUGGGCUUGGCGAAGCAGAGCAAGUGGCUGGUGAUUGUGAUGAUGGUCAUGAGCCUCCUGGUUCUCAUCCUGAGCUGGGCCUCCCUGGGCCUGGAGGCAGCUGCAGCUGUGGGCCUCAGUGACUUCUGCUCCAGUCCGGACACCUACCUCCUGAACCUGACCCAGGAGGAGACUGGGCUCAGCUCAGACAUCCUGAACUAUUAUUUCCUCUGCAACCAGGCGGUCUCCAACCCCUUCCAACAGAGGCUGACUCUGACCCAGCGAGCCCUGGCUAACAUCCACUCCCAGCUGCAGGGCCUGGAGCGCGAGGCUGGCGUCCAGUCCUCCUCGGCUCAGGAACCUCUGCUGUCCUUGGAGGAGACGCUGAAUGUGACAGAAGGAAGCUUCCAUCAGUUGGUGGCGCUGUUGAACUGUCGCGGACUGCACAAGGCAAGUUCUGUUGGCCCUUCAUCUGAAAGUAUCUGGACUGUGAGCAUGGCUCUUACCACCACUGCCACCCUGGUCACCCUCCCCACGUCCCACCUGCCGGCCACAGGGCCUUUCCGUGGUCCCCCUGCCUGCCCGCCCCAUCUGUCCUCCCUGCAGUGGCCAUCUGCGGGGGCCCUGGCCACCACCCUCUGCAGCCUGCCCCGCGCCUGGGUCCUCUUCCCACCCAGUGACGACUAUGAUGACACGGACGAUGAUGACCCUUUCAACCCUCAGGAGUCCAAGCGCUUCGUGCAGUGGCAGUCGUCCAUCUGAGCCCUUCCUCCAUGCCAGACUGGAGUCUGUCCCCCCUCUCUGUUCCCCCCCUGGCUGCCGGAGAAGACCCCACUAACCCAGCCUGACUGGGCUUUCACCACUAACACCACCCCUGGCCACGGACACCAGACAGGGCUCCUCUGCCUCUGCGUGCCCUUGCCCCUGGGAGCAAGUGGAAGGGACAGGCCAGGGUCUGGGGCUGGCAGGAAGGGGCAGCCAGCCAGCCCCAUACCUCCCACCCUGGCCACCAGACCCAUCCUUGAAGGGACAUGAGUGCCCGGCCCCUGCCGGGCCCCAGUGGGCUUAGGGCCCUGAUGCCAGCUUGCCACACUAACUUGGGAAUGGGUUGAUCUGAAAUAAAAGGGAAGACUUUA
This is a messenger RNA of Manis pentadactyla (Chinese pangolin), 1935 nucleotides long. It is a transcript of the gene TTYH1, whose product is annotated as tweety family member 1. NCBI's taxonomy places the organism in Eukaryota, Metazoa, Chordata, Mammalia, Pholidota, Manidae. The transcript has 15 exons. Bases 128 to 1561 code for a protein of 477 amino acids. Gene Ontology annotation, cellular component: plasma membrane; smooth endoplasmic reticulum membrane. Gene Ontology annotation, molecular function: volume-sensitive chloride channel activity; intracellularly calcium-gated chloride channel activity. The record is from RefSeq and is a predicted model, not a curated record.